AACCCAAAUCUCGAUCGGUCAAAGGGCACCAGUAUUUUCAAGAUUGAAAGGCUUUUCUUCUUACUAAAGGAAUCCCCAGCAGUUAMAAACAUAGAAGAACUAUUUUUCACUGGUUUUGACAUCGAAAUCUUCAAAGCAACGWAGCAGACUUGAUCGUCAAGCUUCAAAAUGGCGGCAAGAUGUAGGUUCACUUGGCAGAUUCUUGGAAAGCUGUUAUGUAUCGCUCUUUUGCUUCUUCAAGGAGGUGUUYUGGAUUACUAUUUGAUUGUAAAAAGCUCGUCUUCGUAUCUUGGCUUCAUCGCUACGGACAUUGUUGUUAUAUCAGUGUGGAUWGUAAUUGUUUUCAUUGCCAAUGCACACUGUAAUGUCUGGAUGAAGUUACGUCUUCCWAAGUGUCCAAAGCUCAAACUCAUGUGGAGAAAAAGASGUAAUUUUGAUCAAGUAGAUUCACUGCAUCGGAGGGAAUACCCWGACGARYUKCCGUAUGCUUUUAUUGCKUGGUUUGCYUAUGCUGCUGUUACUCUUGUACCAGAAGUUGCUGUCAUUUUCAAAAMUUAUGCUGAUCAACUUGAAGAUGUGAAGAUUUUUCACCAAAACGUUCUCAAAAUUGCCCUUUGUAUAACACCAGUUUUGUUUCUACUAUUGGUUAAUUCACACCACAGUGCAAAUCCCCAGUCAUCAAGAAAAUGGUACGUGGACAAGCUUACAGGCGGGGUAACCCUCGAUCUUAUGGACAGUAUUGACUUCCUGGARAUUCUGUUCCUGGAUGACUUUGCCCUUAAUCUUCCAAAAGCUCUAGAAAAUGCAAUCAUUGCAUUUGCAUGUAUUAACUUCUUCUUGCCAACACUUGCAUUGCUGGAGUUGAGCAUUAAUAAGUUUGAYGGACAGGUGCGACCUGUUUCAGGCCAAGUAUUGUACUCCAUGAGCUAUAUAGUCUUGGUAAACAUGCCAUUCUUUAUCAUUCGCAUGAUUUUAUGGCUGGUUUACAACCAAGAUGUAUCUGUUUUUAUUGCAAAGAAUAUUAUCAUGACCUUUAUCUAUGCCAUGGAUAUCAAGGAAUCACUUGGGCCAUCAAAACCCAAGAAAUGUCCAACUUGUUACAAGUUAUUCCUUCCAUUAUAUUUAGACAAGCACAGAACAGAAUGCCAUCUUAAUGACAUUGAACAAGGCAACAUUACAGAGUUGCAGUUAACAGAAGACCAGGGAACAGAGAAGAAAGAAGAGACUGUUAACAUGUAAAGAAGAAAUAUUAUCUUAAGUAUUAUACCAAGUAAAAAGUAUUCUUAAAAAAUACUUCAAAAUCACAUAAAAUAAGGUCGCUUUAACUUCUGCUGUGAAUAAUGCUUAAAUAAAUGCCUGUUCAUUUUUUUAAUUUUCUWCUUUUGCCAAACACAGGCAAUUAAAAAGUUUCGUUGAAGUAUUCUCCUUUGUAUUAUAUCAAUUAUGAAUGAUCAUUGUAAAAUGGGUGUUUUAUGUUUGUUUUUUUUGGAGUAAAACGUUUUUUUGGAUGGUUUUUACGAAGAAACAAACAAUAUUUCAUGUAUUUUUGCUUCUUCGUAUUGACCAUUCAGGAAAUCCAUAUAAAAUCACUCAACCCCAACUCAUACAGCUAUAAAAGUAAAUUUAGUUCACAAUUCUGUCAAUGCAAAGAUGAUUGGAAAACAGAAAGUACUAUAACAGAUAUAUCUAAWUUAUGUAAACAGCUACGAAUACACUUAUCAUUGUUUUAAAAAUUGUACUUUUUAGUAUUUUCUAUGCUUUAAUUGAACCAGUUUGAACUGUA
Molecule: messenger RNA, 1783 nt
Organism: Exaiptasia diaphana
Lineage: Eukaryota; Metazoa; Cnidaria; Anthozoa; Actiniaria; Aiptasiidae
Exons: 1
Coding region: 169-1239 (356 amino acids)
Source: RefSeq, a predicted model, not a curated record